UCCUUGUCGUAUCGGUACAUUAUCAUUUCCAUUUCAGACUUAAAGAGGAAGAGGUACAAACGAACUUUGUCAAACAAAAAAUAUGUUACAAAGCAUUUCUUUCAUUCCAAGAUAAGAAGAUACAAAACAAGAUGUAAAGAAAACAUACAACUGGUUUUUAAGCAGAUGUGCAGCGAAGUUGUCCAUCUAUAACCCCGCGUGAGCAGUGAGAGAUGGAAGUGUAGGUGGCAGCAGCAGCAGUAUGGGUCCUUACCAGUUGGAUUACUGGUCCACGGAGAACUCCAACCCUUGUAUUAAUGUGGACUGUCUGCUGCCCACUGGGCUCCUAGUACCCCUCCUGGUCUACAAAGAUGCCACGUUGGAGCAGAUUAAACAGGAAUUAUGGAAGGAAGCACAGAAGCUCCCCCUGUAUGGGAAGCUAGAGGGCAUCAAUGAGUAUCUCUUCAUGUGUAUUAACCAGACGGCGGAACAGGAUCCAUUUGUGGACAUAGUGUCAGAGCACACACAUACAGGAUCAUGCAUGCAUCCUCACAUAGUCCUCAGGAUCAUGCAUGCAUCCUCACAUAGUCCUCAGGAUCAUGCAUGCAUCCUCACAUAG
Lingula anatina is the source of this 598-nucleotide messenger RNA. RefSeq names its product phosphatidylinositol 4,5-bisphosphate 3-kinase catalytic subunit. NCBI's taxonomy places the organism in Eukaryota, Metazoa, Brachiopoda, Lingulata, Lingulida, Lingulidae. The record is from RefSeq and is a predicted model, not a curated record. Gene Ontology annotation, cellular component: cytoplasm; phosphatidylinositol 3-kinase complex; plasma membrane. Gene Ontology annotation, biological process: phosphatidylinositol-mediated signaling; cell migration; phosphatidylinositol 3-kinase/protein kinase B signal transduction. Gene Ontology annotation, molecular function: 1-phosphatidylinositol-4-phosphate 3-kinase activity; 1-phosphatidylinositol-3-kinase activity.